UGUCAUAUGCGAAGCAAAAGGAAGGAGCUAAAUAUCGUCUGGAGACAGAAAGUGAAUAAAAACAUCGCUUUUCCGGCGGAGGAAAAGCCCUUUAGUUUGAAUUACAAAUGAUAUCCCUGUCUAAUACCAGCCAGCUUUCUUAAUGCUAAAGCUAGAGGCGGUAUCCGGUCUCUGUUAGCCGUUAUCACGUCGCUAUCUGAGUCUCCAAACACACCGCCUUUGUGGUGAUGAGUACGGACUUACUGUCUGAGUUGGACAGCCGUUUCUUCGCUGAUAAUCUCCUGACCAGCGAAGAUUGGGAUGCCUGCCUGUACCAGUGUGAGAGCAUGGAGGAGGGAGAGGACGGAGACUUCAGCCGAGGGCUGAAAUACGACACGUCGUUUGACAAUGACCUUGUGCUCACCCUCGAUCCUGACAACCCCACCUCCCCAUGGCAACACAGUGACGACAACCUGCUCACAGGGGACACUUCAGUAAUAAAAAAUGAAAUGACCAUUACUCAGCCGUUGCCAGUGGAAAUGUUGUUCCAGGUGAAAGCAGAGCCUCCCUCUCCUGCGUCUUCACUCGGGUCUGACUGCUCAGUACCUCCACCAGACCCACAGAUCACAGUCAAAGGUGAAAACCCUCCUACUCCUCCGUACAUGUACGGGGAUGUGCUGUCACCGCCGCUGGGAUCCAUGGAGGUAACCGUGGCAACCACAGCCGUCCCCCCACCACAGACGCAGAUACCUGCUGUAGCACAGACGCAGCUACAGACACCGGUCACAACACAGAUACCAGCAGUCAUCGGUGGAUUACAGACCCAGGCUACAGUUUUACCGAGUUCAGCCACAUUAAAAGCCAGCACCAUCCUGAGCACAAAACCUCCCAUCCAGCCCAGACCGAUGUGUGUUACCACCCUUCCUGUCCCCCAGAACCCGCCACCGGCCAAGACUCUCAUACUGCAGGGCCUCCCCUCCAUGGACCAGAGCAGACCUGUUGUCCUGUCUCAGUCCGUCUGUCUCGGUUCAGCUCCGGCUAUCGUCAAAAUGGAGCCGGUCUCUCCCAGCAUCCCGCAGCACUGCUCCACCCCCACAGCCCCACCCACCAGCAAGCCCAUUGUCCCGGCGACCACCGCGUUACCCGGCAACAACUCCAGUGAUAUCGAUAUGAAGGUGCUGAAACGCCAGCAGAGGAUGAUAAAGAACCGAGAGUCGGCCUGCCAGUCGAGGAAGAAGAAGAAGGAGUACCUGCAGAACCUGGAGGCUCAGCUCAGGGAGGCCCAGCAGGAGAACGAACGGCUCCGCAGGGAGAACCAGGCGCUGAGGGAGAGACUGGCUGGGAAAGAGGGCAGCGACUCAGCGAGCAACAAGAGAGCCGUUUGUGUCAUGGCUGUCCUGCUGUUCAUGACCUUCAGCUUCGGACCCGUCAGCAUCACAGACAAGAAGCUGUCGACAGGUCUGCAGGAAAGUGUGGUGUCGUACACAGGACGACGGCUGCUGGAGAUGCAACAACAACAACAACAACAGCAGCAGCAGCAGCAGGUGGCUGCUCAGCCUCCGAGCAGACAGGAGGACAAGACAGAGACAGAGGAGGACGGAGGAGAGGCAGAGGGAUAUGCUCCAGUGUCUUAUCAGUUCAGGAACCUGAGCGAUGUGUUCAGUGACAUGAAAGACCUGGUUCUUCAGGACAUCGACCGUUACUUCAGCUCCUCAGACUGCCGACAGUUCAACCGCUCCGAGUCCCUCAGGUUGGCAGACGAGCUGAGAGGUUGGGUUCACCGACAUCAGAUCGACAGGAAGAAGUCAGGAGGAAAACCAAAGAUCGCCAAGAAGGCCAAGAUCGCCCAGAAAGCUCAGCUGAGGAAGACAAACUUCUCCAGAUAUCUGCCAAUUCAGGCUCAUCGCUCCAUAGAAAGCCAGCUGCAGGUGCUUCCUGGUCCUGAGGUCACUUACAGCGACUUCCUGGACGCCAUUGACCGCAGAGAGGACACUUUCUACGUCGUCUCUUUCAGACGGGACCACCUGCUGUUACCGGCCAUCAGCCACAACAAAACCAGCAGACCCAAAAUGUCUCUGGUGAUGCCAGCCAUGUCUGUUAACGAGAGCCUGUAUAACUCCUCUCAGGGUUACGAGAUGAUGAUGCAGGUUGACUGUGAGGUCAUGGACACUCGAAUCGUCCCCAUCAAGUCCUCCGCUGUCCCGCCGUCUCUCCGCGACCCUCCACCGCCUCCCCCCUCCUCCCACCACAAUCCUCACCACCACCAUCACCACGGCAACCACACGUCGCUCCGAGGACGCCACCAACAUCAUCCAUCCUCCUCGUCCUCACCGUCCUCCUCUGCCUCCUCCUCGUCACCGUCUCCGAGGCAACCUUUACCUGCCCGCCGGCGGACAGCUGAAUAUUUAAUCAGCCAAUCAGAAGGGGCGUCGCCAUAGUGAUGGUAGACAAAAAAAGAAGGUGAUGGAAAACAUGAAGACAACACACAUCUCCUCUGUGUCAGGUUUCCUGCAGUUUUCUGGAAAGCGAAAAUUCCAGAAAGCCUCGAUGAGACGCCUCCAACAGGAUUUAAAAAUCCCAGCAGCACAGCUGCUCCUGUCACCAAACGUUCUCCUGUCACACUCUGAGGUUGGAAAUAUAAAUAAAAGCCUCUUUAGAAGAUAAUGUCCUAAUAUAUAAAAAUAUAUUUCUAAAAAUGAAAGUUCGACGCAGACACGGCGGCACACUGCACUUAGGAAUAGUGCUGCGUUUUAAUAUUUAAUUGUAGAAAUGUACAGUUUGAAUGACGUGUAGAGUGUGAGGUUUAUGUGGGUACUGAGGUAAAGGCUGGUUUUCCAUCCUGGCUCGUUGUCUCGGCGCGUCCUGCCUGGUUUGGCCGACAGGUGGCGCUGCAGGGCUGAACCUCGUCUGUUCUCAGACACGAGGUUUCAGUCGUAGAGCGGUUUGUUCAUCAUGGAAGCUGAGGUCGCAGCGUGCGUCGGAACACGUCCAGCUGUUCUAACCUCCCGAAAUCAAAGGGUUCUCCUCGACUACUGACGGUCCCGCUCUCAGCUGUGGUUUCUGUGUUUGUUUGUGUGUUUGUUUGUGUGUUUGUGUUGUUUGUGUCUCUCAGCUAUGAUCAGACCACGUGCAGCGAGGACAAACAGAAGCCGUAGCCUGGAUGUUUGAUGUCAGCACUGACGGCUGCUGCGUGAAGUGGGAUCCUGGAUCGCAGAUCCCUGUCCCGUGGGCCGAAAACAUUCAGUGAAAAUAAAUCAGCUGAUGUUCGUUUUUAAAAUGUUCUGACCGAACGGAGGGAAUCACCAUCUCUCAGGUCAGAAACCACAUGAAACCACUUCAGCGAAUCACAGAGAUCCUUCUUCACAUGGCAACCGUCAUGUGUUUUUAUUAGGGAAGUCAUGCUCUUGUUCUGAAUGGGGAUUAUUUAAUAGUUGUAAAAUAUCAGUGUUCACUCUGUAGAUAUUUGGUUUUUUUUGUCACCUUUUAUAAUUUUUUUAUUUCUUUGUUUUCUGACAGAAAAAGUAAAAGAUAAAAAUAAUCGGUUUGUUCUUUCUGAGGUUCACAGUGAAACAAAAGGCUAAUGUUGGAUUUUAUAUUUUUUAUUCUUGUUGUGUUCAGUUCGUCGGACCAGUCACCUUCAUUUAUUCAGUCUGUGCUCAUAACUCAGGAUUAUCUGUCCUGAUACAGCAUAUUUAUUGAAAUGUAUAUGUAGAUUUUUUUAUUGUACAGAAUUAACUUGUAGGAA
Molecule: messenger RNA, 3724 nt
Organism: Toxotes jaculatrix (banded archerfish)
Lineage: Eukaryota; Metazoa; Chordata; Actinopteri; Toxotidae
Gene: atf6b
Product: activating transcription factor 6 beta
Exons: 17
Coding region: 228-2417 (729 amino acids)
Biological process (GO): regulation of transcription by RNA polymerase II; endoplasmic reticulum unfolded protein response
Cellular component (GO): nucleus
Molecular function (GO): DNA-binding transcription factor activity, RNA polymerase II-specific; RNA polymerase II cis-regulatory region sequence-specific DNA binding
Source: RefSeq, a predicted model, not a curated record